CGGAAUUCCAACACAAGGGACAGCAUGGCUUCCUCAUCAUUCAGGACGUCCAGUAUGCUACGAUACAGCCUGUAUGCUCUGUUUCUAGGCCUGACGGCCUCUGCCUGCGCCGAGGCUCUCCUCAACAAGGACGUAGGCCAAUUGAGCCUCGACGAGAUUGAGGAAAAUCUGCAGAAAUGCGCAUUCGUACAGAACCUCGCCGAGCACAAGCUCCGGACAGCCCCGUCCCAGAAGUCGUGGACGUCGCAGCUUUUCGCCGUCCUCUUCCCCUCCUCGUCGCCGGCAAUCAACUCGCUCCUCGCGACGGCCUACAUCUCCGGCCCUCCCAAUUUUCUCCUGGCACUAUGCCCACCGAACAUAGACCCGUCCAGUCUCAGCGUGAUGGUGGCGUUCGCCGUCGGUGGCCUGCUGGGCGACACUCUCUUCCACCUCCUCCCGGAGAUCUUUCUGGGUGAAGACCACCACGACCGCGUCAAAUUUGUCAUGCUCGAACCCAACCGCAACCUCCUCCUGGGUGUCGGCAUCAUUGUCGGCCUCGUCGCGUUCAUGGCCAUGGACAAAGCCCUGAGAAUUGCGACAGGGGGAGACGGCGGUCACAACCAUUCGCACGAGCAUUCGUCUACUUCCUCGUCGUCUGCCUCGAACGGGAGCGCCUCCAACACCAGUGGCAGUACCCCUUCCAAGUCCCAUGGCGAGGUCCGCCAGCGCAACAAGUCGCAGAAGGCAGAAAAGGCAGAAAAGACCCCCAAGACACCACCACAACCAGUGGACCCGAUCAACCCCUCUGUCAAGCUCGCGGGUCUCCUCAACCUGAUUGCCGAUUUCACGCACAACAUCACCGACGGCCUCGCCCUGUCCUCGUCGUUCUACGCGUCCCCGGCACUCGGCGCGACGACCACCAUGGCCGUCUUCUUCCACGAGAUCCCCCACGAGGUGGGCGACUUUGCCCUCCUCAUCCAGUCGGGCUUCUCCAAGAGGAAAGCCAUGGGCGCCCAGUUCGUGACGGCCGUCGGUGCCUUUCUGGGCACGUGCAUCGGCAUCUUCGUCCAGGAGUACGGUGGAAACAGCAGCAGCAGUACGAAUGACUUGAACGGCGCCGCCACCAAGGGCAUCUGGGGCACGAGUCUCCAGUGGGGAGACAUGUUGCUUCCGUUCACCGCGGGCACGUUCCUGUACGUGGGCACCGUCGCCGUCAUCCCCGAGUUGUUGGAGACGGGCUCCGACAAGGGCCAAGAGUUGAAGAAGACGGCUCUGCAGUUUGGCGCCAUGUUUGUAGGUGCUGCCAUCAUGUUGGCCAUCUCGUGGUCAUGAAAAGCAAAAUGUGAGCUAAUACAUGAACUUCUUUUUGUUGGCAUGCUACUGCUCCCUGUGUGCAUAGAGGGGAGCAUUGACUGGAUAUUAUUCUGGUUCACACAUGUACGAGUAUAGAUAGAGAAGAGACCUGGAGUGUGAACUGCGUUGUUCAUUUGAAGCGCUUGGAUAAAUCGAUGGCUCUAGUGUCGUAUUCAUUUGCUC
Molecule: messenger RNA, 1515 nt
Organism: Exophiala oligosperma
Lineage: Eukaryota; Fungi; Ascomycota; Eurotiomycetes; Chaetothyriales; Herpotrichiellaceae
Exons: 2
Coding region: 25-1311 (428 amino acids)
Biological process (GO): intracellular zinc ion homeostasis; zinc ion transmembrane transport
Cellular component (GO): membrane
Molecular function (GO): zinc ion transmembrane transporter activity
Source: RefSeq, a predicted model, not a curated record